AUGGAUAGUAAGGAGGUAUUGGUGCACGUUAAGAACCUAGAGAAGAACAGGAGUAAUGACGCCGCAGUUCUGCAAAUUUUGCAUGACUUGGAUAAAGAGUUUGUUCCCACUGAAAAGCUAUUGAGAGAAACAAAAGUUGGCGUGGAAGUCAACAAGUUUAAAAAGUCAACUAAUCUCGAGAUCAGCAGACUCGUGAAGAAGAUGAUUAGCUCUUGGAAAGAUGCAAUCAACAAAAAUAAGCGUUCUAGACAGGUACAGCAACACCAUCAGGAGCAUGCACCAGCUAAUGCGGAUAAUAAGGCAGGUGUGAAUGGCUCUGUGAAUGGUGUAGAACAAGCUUCCUCUUCUCAGUCAGAUGCCACGAAACAAGACAAAUACGUCAGCACUAAGCCGAGGAACAGCAAAAAUGAUGGUGUGGAUACAGCUAUAUACCACCAUAAAUUACGUGAUCAGGUACUAAAGGCGCUUUACGAUGUAUUGGCCAAAGAAAGUGAGCACCCUCCUCAGUCCAUUUUACAUACUGCAAGGGCUAUAGAAAGUGAAAUGAACAAAGUUAACAAUUGUGACGCUAGCGAAGCCGCAUAUAAGGCCAGGUACCGUGUAAUUUAUUCAAAUAUCAUAUCAAAGAAUAAUCCGGAUCUUAAACACAAAAUUGCCAAUGGCGAUAUAACGCCUGAGUUCUUGGCUACAUGCGAUGCCAAGGAUUUAGCCCCAGCGCCCCUAAAACAAAAGAUAGAAGAAAUCUCUAAACAAAACUUAUACAACGCGCAAGGUGCCACCAUAGAAAGGUCAGUCACUGACAGAUUUACAUGUGGUAAAUGUAAAGAGAAGAAGGUAUCUUACUACCAAUUGCAAACGAGAUCUGCGGAUGAACCUUUAACAACUUUCUGUACUUGUGAAGCAUGUGGUAAUAGAUGGAAAUUUUCUUAG
Molecule: messenger RNA, 930 nt
Organism: Saccharomyces kudriavzevii IFO 1802
Lineage: Eukaryota; Fungi; Ascomycota; Saccharomycetes; Saccharomycetales; Saccharomycetaceae
Gene: DST1
Product: transcription elongation factor DST1
Exons: 1
Coding region: 1-930 (309 amino acids)
Biological process (GO): transcription antitermination; DNA-templated transcription; transcription elongation by RNA polymerase II
Cellular component (GO): nucleus
Molecular function (GO): RNA polymerase II transcription regulatory region sequence-specific DNA binding; zinc ion binding
Source: RefSeq, a predicted model, not a curated record